Closterium sp. Naga37s-1 is the source of this 1125-nucleotide messenger RNA. The record is from the annotation of a GenBank genome assembly. Lineage: Eukaryota; Viridiplantae; Streptophyta; Zygnematophyceae; Desmidiales; Closteriaceae.
AUGCAGCAGCUGCGCGAGGAUUUCCCGGGGAUGCUGGCUGCGGCGAUGCGCAACGCUCUGAAUGGCGCACCGAAUCUUGGUAGCUCCCCGGCUCCCGCCGCUCCUGCGCCCGCGCCUGCCCCUGUGAAUGCGCAGGUUCCGGCCGCGCCCCUUGCUGCACCUGCUCCGCACGCAUCUGCGUACCCGCGGGCUCCUGCUCCUGGCAGUGACCGUGCUCCGCCUGCCUACGUUCGUCCUGUGUCUGCCUCGCAGUAUCCGCCCCUGCCCUGGAUUCCCCCUCUUCCGGACACGGGAUUUGUGGGAGCGGGAGGCGGAGGGGCGAGGGGAGCCUUCGUUCCUCCGCGUCGUUUUGCUGAAGCUCCGUCCGUGCAGCCUCCGCCCCCUCUUCCCGUUCCGCCUGCCGCGUUGAGGACCGGAGUGGCUCAAGUUCCCACGGCGACCCUCGCGCAGCUGUGGCGCUUGGUGGAGUGCCAGCAGGCCCUGACACUGAUUCUGGUGAAUGCGCACUUCGCCAUUCUCCAGAGCCCAGGGAGCACUCUCGGUCGUGAGGCGCGAGGAGAUUGCUUGGCGGCGGCUGCGCAACUUGCCUUCCUCCUCCUACCCUUGCUGGGAGCGCCCGCGAUGGGAGGCGUUGCGCACUCACCUUGCAUCACCAUGCCUCCCCGCUUGAUCUGCUGCUCUGGUGGUCGAGAUGGGUCCCACAUGCCCACCACCACAACCCACCCACCUCCAUCUCAUCCCCUUUUCUCCCCUCCCCUUCCAUCUGCUCUCUCUUCCCUCCUCCCGUUUUCAAACCUGUCCUCCCCUUUCUCCUCGUACCCGUUCCCCUCCCCAGCUACCAGCGCUCUUCUCCCCUGCAUGCGAGGAGGGGAGGGUGGCGAGAUUGGUGCUGCUGGGGUUGGUAGUGCUGCUGGCGACGGUGGCAGCCGUGGCGAUUCUGGCAAUGGUGGUGAUGCUGGUGCUGCUGGUACUGCUGGCGAUCCUGACGAUCUUCCUGCUGCCUCUGGUGAUCCUUGUGCUGGGAAUGGGGCUGAUGCCAAACGAGCUGAUGGCAAGCCUUCUCUGCUGCUGCAGCCUGCACCAGAGGAGAGGGGAGCGAAUCCCCUAUCGCCUGAGCGCCAUUAA